Aphidius gifuensis is the source of this 5929-nucleotide messenger RNA. It is a transcript of the gene Glo1, whose product is annotated as tubulin-specific chaperone E. The record is from RefSeq and is a predicted model, not a curated record. Lineage: Eukaryota; Metazoa; Arthropoda; Insecta; Hymenoptera; Braconidae. Gene Ontology annotation, molecular function: protein kinase binding. Gene Ontology annotation, cellular component: cytoplasm. The transcript is spliced from 6 exons. The coding region runs from base 14 to 1621 and encodes 535 amino acids.
UCAUCAAAAAGACAUGGUGGAGGACGUUCAAUCUGUGGGUGUCCAGGAUGUUAAAACUGGUCAAAGAAUUGAGUGUGAUGGACAACGAGGAACAAUUUGUUAUGUUGGACCAGUUGAUGGGACAAAUGGUACCUGGUUAGGAAUUGAUUGGGAUAAUCCAACAAGAGGAAAACACAAUGGAACAUACAAUAAUAAAUUAUACUUUAAAACAAGACAUUCAACAUCAGGUUCAUUUGUACGACCUGGUAAAAUUAAUACUGGUAUAUCAUGUCCAACAGCAAUUAAAAAUAGAUAUGGAUUUAUUGAUGAUGAACUUGCUGGUGUUGAUAAAGAUAAUAUAACAAGUCUUAGAAAAGAAAUAAAUGCUCCAUUUUUAGAAAUGGUUGGUUUUUCAAAGGUCAAUAAAAAACAAAGUACCUUUGAUCGAUUAAAAAUUGUAUGGCUCAGAGAACAAUGUGUAUCAAGUUAUGGUAAUGAUAAAGAACUUGAAGAAUUAUGUCCAAAUAUUUUUGAACUUGAUUUAUCAAAAAAUCUUUUUAAUUCUUGGGAAACAAUUGCAAAUAUUUGUACACAAUUAAAAAAACUUGAACGACUUAAUGUCAGUGAAAAUACAUUGGGCACAAAAAUUGAUUUAAUUGAAAUGAAAAAUAGUUUUCUAAAUGUCAAAAAUUUAACAAUUUCUCGAAUGGAUUAUGACUGGAGAGAUAUUCAAUUGGUAACAUCAAUAUUUCCUUCAUUGAAGACACUUUCUGUGCCAUUUAAUAAGAUUGAUUUUUUGGAGAAACCUAUUAGUGACACAAGCCUUGAAAAAAUUGUCGACUUGACACUUGAAGGUAAUUCAAUAUCGAGCUGGAAUGAAGUUCUGAAACUAGGCCACUUGAGCUGCUUAGAGAAUCUCAAUGUUAAUUCAAAUAAAAUUGAAAAAAUUAGAUUUACAACAUUGGAUGAUAAAAUGAAGACUGAUGAGUUUUCAGGACUUCGAAAUUUACAUUUAUCAAAUAAUCUCAUAUCAGAUUGGCAAAGUAUAAGUGAAUUAGAAAAAUUAAAAAAUCUGGAAGAAUUAAGAUUUCGAGAUAAUCCAGUUUUGACUGAUAUUGCAUUUGACACAGUGAGACAAUUAAUUAUUGCUAAAAUAUCAGAAUUAAAAAUAUUAAAUGGAACUGAAAUUCAUAAUGAUGAACGUAAAGGUGCUGAGUAUGAUUAUUUAAAACUCUAUGCAAAUGAAUGGUUGAAUAUUGAAAAAAAUAAAUUGGAUAAUUUAAAAAUUGAAUUUGUAAAUGAACAUCCAAGAUAUCCUGUUCUUGUUGGCAAAUAUGGUUCACCAGAAAGAACAAAUUUAAAUACACCUGUAGAAAUGGAAUCAAAUGUAAUAACUGUUGAAUUUGUAUGUAUGAAUGAACAAACAACUCAAAAAAGUACUAAAAGAAAACUUAUGAAAGAUAUGGAUGUACAAAAGUUAACUGGUCUUGCACAAAAAUUAUUUCAAACUGGAAGAAAAGUACCAAAAUUAUCAUUCGUACAACCAAAUUUAUCUAAAGAAGAAAUUCCUCUUGAUAUGCCUCUUCAACAACUCUGUUAUUAUUCAAUUCAAAAUGGUGAUCGUGUGCUGGUACGCUGGUGACCAAAUUGAAUCACAAAUUAAAAUAAAAAACAUUUUUUUAUCUUUAUCAUAAGUUUUCUUUCAAAUAUAUUGUUAUAAAAAAAAAAAAAAAACAAUUGAAUUUUUUUACAUUAAAAUAGAAAAAAGAAACAAAAAAAAAAAAAAAAAUGAAAAUUCAGUCAUUAAUGUAAUUAAUUUUGUUGAGCUUGUUUUUCAAAUUUGCUGGCUUCUUCUUUUUCAAGUUGUUCUUUAGUCAAUAGAGACAAUCCAAGUUGAUCUUCACGUGUAAAUGGUUGUGCCAUUUGUCUCAGCCAUCUUUUACUAAUUUGUAUAGCUUCUUCAGUUGAUAAAUUACACAAUUGAUCAGUCAAAUGUUCUUGUAUCCAUUUUGGUAAUUUACUUCUUUUAUCACUUCUUGAAAAUCUUUUAUCAGCAAAUAUCAUUAUACCAUAAUCAGUUUUACCUCUAAUAACACGUCCAACACAUUGAGCAGCAUGUCGCAUUGCAUCAAAUGUUAAAAAAUCAUUUUCUCUUAUUUGAAAUUGAUCACGAAGAUAUUCUAAUCUUGCUUUGAGAAUUCUUGACUGUGUAUAAACAUAUGGAAUACCAAACAUAAGAACAGCUCUACCAAGAUGAUGAUCAAAAUCAACACCCUCUGAUACUUUUCCUCUUGCAACUGAUAAUAAUACAGCACCACGUCCAUUUUCACAAGCUUUUAUAUAAUUAAUAAGUGCUAAACUUGUCUCAGCUGAAUCUUGAGUUUCAAUAAAUAAUAAUUUAUGUUUUUGAAGUUGAUCAACAACUCCUUGAUCAUACCAAGCAGCAAUAACAGAUUCCAUAUAUAAAUAUGAUGUAAAAAAACAAACAAUACCAUCUGGUACUGCUGAUGCAACUUCAACUAACAAUUGACCAUAAUUUCUAAUAACAGCAACGUCAUCACGUGUUUCAAAUUUUGAAGAAAUUGCUACUUGAUCAUUACCUCUUGCAACAAUCUAUUUAAUCAAAAAAUAAAUAAAUAAAUCAAUCAAAGAUAGAUAAUUUAUAAUUAAUAAAAUAUAAAAUAUAAAACUUACCAUUGGUAAAAGACAUGGUCUUGCAAGUGUCAUUGUAAAUGAUGACAUAAUAACUGGAUGAAAAUUUAAUAUUUUUGGAUACAUAUCAAGUGGUGAUAGUGUACCUGAUGUUAUAAUAACUGAUUGAAAUCUAUCAAAUAUUGGUUUCAUUGCAAUUGAUGAAUCCAUACAACUAAAAUGUAAUACUGGAUUUGAAACUUUAUCAAUUGGUGUUUUUUCAUCAUAUGGCUCAACUAUUAUUGUAAAACCAUUUGUAUAAGUUGAUACUAAUGUUGCAAGAUGUGUAACAAGUAUAAGUGGUGAAAAAUCAGUUAAAUCAGUCAUUUCCAUUGUUCGUAAAAGUGAUGCUAAUCUUUCAGCACAAAAACGUAAUGGUUUUCUUUCAAUACAUACUUUUGUUUGUAUAUCAUGAAGAAAUAUUGAUGGUGAUUCUUGUACAACAUGUUGUACACGUAAUCUUGUUUUUAAAUAUUCAACAAAACGUUUUAAAAAAUUUACAAAAUGCUCAGCAUUUCUAAUAUUUCCAGGUAUUACCUCUGUUAAAUAAAUUUAUUUUCAUAUUAAAAAUUUUUCGAAAUCAAAAAAGCUUAUAAUAAUUAAUGACUUUUUAAUUUACCUUCUAAUACUUCAUCAGGAAGAAUUGGAUUUGCUAAUAUAACAUCUGUUUCUCUAGCAACUUGAGCAUCUUUUAAACCUUCAACUAAACGUUGAUAUUCUUCUUUUAAUUUAUUAGCAUCUUCAUCUCUCAUUUCAGCAACUGUUUUUUCUAAUAAACUAAUAUUAUUUGAACAUUUAUCCAUUGUUCUACGAUUAAUUUUAACACUCAUUGAAUCAAUACAAACAUUAUCAAUAUUAUGAGCUUCAUCAAAUACAACAACUGAAGUUUUUGCCAUUUCUUUUGAUACAAAUUCAGCAAUUUUUGGAUCCAAUAAAUAAUGAUAACUGUAUACAACAAUUUGUGCAUUUAUAAUUGCAAAACGUGCUAAAAAAUAUGGACACCAAUUUCUAUCACGUCCAUAAUCUUUUAGGUCGUCAAUUGAAUAAAUACCAGGUGGCAUCAUUUGUUCACGACCUUCCAUAUCAAAACCUUCAAAAAAAUUACAAACUGGUGUAUUUUCAUCAGUAUUAUGACGUGCUCUUACAUAUGAUGCUGUCAAUGAAUGACAACGUCCAUCAACUAUUUUUCCUUCUCUCUCUUUGCUAACCUGGUGAAUUAAAAAUUUAUUAUGAAUACUAUUUGAUAUAGGUACAUCUUUAUAGGUAUCUUCUCUUUCAUUUAAAAUUAAAUAUAUAUACCUCUGGAUGAAUACACAUAUUUUUACGUGAACUCAAUACAAGACCAACAAUUUUUGGCUUAUUAUUUGUUUGGCUUUCAUAAUAAUUCAUUAAUGUUUUUAAUUCUUCAAGAACUUUUUCAAUUUCAGGAACUGUACGUGAACAAUAUAUUAAUUUUGUAACUUGCAGUGGAUGCUCAAGCAUAUAUGCAACAAUUAAUGACAAUAGAGUUAUGGUUUUGCCAGUUCCUGAAGGCAUUUCAAGAAGACAAUGACCCUAGGAUAAUAAUUUAAAAAAUUAUAAGUAUCUUUAAAAAAUAUAUAACAAUAUUUUAUGAUACAUACUCUGGCAUCAAGGCCUCUUUUAAGCUCCAGCAUAUAGGCAUACUGCUCUGGGUAAAUAUAGUCAUAUGGAAAAUAGACAAUCAAACCAUCAACACUAAUCCUAUUAACAAAUAAUUAUUUAUAUUAUUAUUAUUAAUUGAAUUAAUAUUAUUAUUUGAGUAAUUCAUUUUUUACAUAUUUUUAACUUACUUCAUUGUUAAUAAUUAAUGUUAAUUGUUAAUAAUUAAUAAUCUCAAUAAAUUUAUAGAAGUUUGUACUUGUUUACAGUAAAUAGUAAUAUUGUUUAUCACAAUUUGAGGUUAUGUCAAUCAAUGAAUAUCAUAAUUUGAAUUAUUAUUUUACAUUGUUAAUUAAUUAUUUAAACAAAUAAAAGACUUUAAAUUUUUGAUAAUUAAAAACUAAAAUUGUUAAAUACUUGAUUGUUUAUUUUAUAUGACUUUUAUAUUUUUUAAUUGACAAUUUUAUUUUCGUUAUUAUUUAUUUAUUUUGAUUUUAGACAAUUAAAAAUUAAAAGUGCUGACAUCUGUUAUGAGUCAAUGACAAAUAGAAACAUGAUAUUCUCCCAUCUAACAACAAAAAUUUAAAAUAAAAAAAUACGUAAAUACAGUGGCAGAAUGCGCUGUAAUCGUAUAAUACAGUGUUGCCAAAAUCAUUUAGCAUAUUUACAAAACAAAGUAACAAAAUAAAUAAUUGUUGUAAAAAUAAAUGUAUGAAAAAUUAAUAAAAAUGUAAUUACUGAAUUAUCAUGUUAUUUUUUUAAUAAAAAAUUAAGUAUAUAAUGUUAGUGUUGAUUGGUGACAAGUGGAAUGUGAUUGGAAUUGCUACUGUAUUACGCAGCUCAAUAUGAUGCCGUCAUUACUAAUCAUACAUAUUUAUUUAUAAAUAAUAAAUUAAAAUUAAUAAAAGUAUAUAUCUAUAUUAUAAUAAUAAUACAGUGUACUAAUAAUAAUGUAAUAGUGUUAAAGUUGUAUAUAAAUCAUUGAAUAAAUAAUAAUAUUAAUAUAAAAAAAAAUUUUUUUUCCACCUACAAUUAAAAUAAAUUUUAUAUAUUUGGCAACGCAGCAUUAAAUUUUCUUCCCCAUUCUAUGGUGUCUCACAAAUGUACGCCUCUCAUCCCUAGUCAAAAAAUUCAUAUUUUUAACAUAUAAAAAAUUCAUUAAUAAACAAUAAUUUAUAAUUGAAAAAAAAAAGUAAAAUUAUCAUUAAAAUAAUUAUAUAAAUUAUUAUUAUUUUAAUUGUUAAAGUGAAGUUUAAUUGUGUGUUCUUCAAAAAUGUUAUUAAAUUUAAUAAACAUGUGAAAUUGUCAAUACUAAGGUGGAUUAAAAAAAAAAAAAAAGAAAAAAAAUUUAUAUUGGCUUUCUGCAGGAAUUGUACAAACAAAAGCUAACAUCUUCCAAUCAUUUUAUCUUCUCUCUCACUCACUCACUCUUUCUCGCAGUGUGUCUCUCUCUCUCUCUUUCUCUCGCCAUCAAUAUCAAAAGAGACCUUUUUUUUUUUAUAAUGAUAAUUAUUAUUAUGUUUAUUGUGACUGUUUCAAGAACAACAUGUUGAUUGAGUGAUGACAGAAUAAAUAUUGUUGAAAAUAAAAAAAAUAAUAAAAAAAAAAAAAAACGGAGGGAAAUGUGAUUUUUCAAAAA